This is a messenger RNA of Ceratina calcarata, 1930 nucleotides long. RefSeq names its product Spaetzle domain-containing protein 6 (gene spz6). Gene Ontology annotation, molecular function: growth factor activity; Toll binding. Gene Ontology annotation, biological process: innate immune response; central nervous system formation. The record is from RefSeq and is a predicted model, not a curated record. Lineage: Eukaryota; Metazoa; Arthropoda; Insecta; Hymenoptera; Apidae. The coding region runs from base 345 to 1520 and encodes 391 amino acids. Gene Ontology annotation, cellular component: extracellular region. The transcript has 8 exons.
GGAUUGACUGUAUAGCCAAUACAUCCUUAAAUUACCUGGAUCAUCAGUCUUUUGAAAUAAAGAAUGUAUUUAUUGAUUCUUGAAUUGAUGAUUAAUAUGAUUGUUAGUAUUGGUAAAAAGUGUACGGAUUGGUGAGACUUGGAGGUGUGUCGGGGCAUGAUUUAACGUGGGAUGGUUGGUGCAUGCCUUCGGUGGUGAUGAGUACGGGACCGAAGGCGAGCCUUAUACUUAUACCAUGGUGCGGGUUCAAUGUGUUCAGUUUUGCUAUGACCGUCGAGUGAUCACGAGACACAGGCAGAACUCCUGUUUCGAGUCCUGUACAGUUUCAAGAAAGAGGAUACAGAAUGGAAUUCCGAACGUUUGUAAUGAUACUUUUAUGCGUCUGUUGUCGCGCGAACGAAUUGAAACCGAAUGACGUCGACUCGACGACGGAGUCCAAUGAACCACCGGAAGGAUACUACGCAUUCGUAAAGUCGCCGAACGCCGAACCGCCAAAAGUGAGGCCGCCGCCUUACAUAGACAGCGACAAAGAAUGUUACGACACCGGUAAAGGAAAGGGUUACGUCUCCAUUCAUAAUAUCUGCGGCGAUCUUAAUAAGGGAUACAUACCGCGGAAUCCUAUGAAUCAAUAUUUCAAUGGCUCCUCGUAUCCAUUCACGCUGAUAAAGAAUCAUACGUUGAAAUUCUUAAGCAAGGCAUUGCCUAUACUCAAGGCUGACGAUUCUUUGCCAAAAGUCGCCACGGUUCAUUCCUACUCCCAAAAUUCAGUCGAUACCGAUGAGAAAAGAAGUAGAAGCAAACGAUCCUCCGAUUCGGAAAGCGCGUUAGACACUUUAAGGAACGGUCGUAAAUUCUGUGAAAACGGCGGCGGAGUGGUUUGCAUGUUGUACAAAGCUAUACAAGGCGAGCCGUUGGCCACUUCGGCAGCCGAGCGACGGGACGAGCCUUCGACGCCCGAGUACCGUCAACGAACACCUCCACAAGAGAAACCAGAGUACACCGGGCCACCCACUCCUUGUCCGGCUAAAGUGGAGUACGCGACACCAGUAUUCGCGAAAAACUAUCAAGGAGUCUGGCGCUACGUGGUCCAGAUACCUUACGAAGGCUACUUCACGCAAACCAUAGAAGUUACCAGAUGCAUGCAAUCGAGGUGUCACUACUUGGACGGUGGCUGUCUGUCGUCACCGAGGUGGACUAGCCUACUCGUAGCAGAGAUAUUUUACCCAGACACCUUCCUAGAAGAGAAUCAGAACACUAGGAUCAGUGGUUUAAGGGAUCCAGCCAGUUCACCACCGCCUGUGCACGAUUUCCAAAACUAUCAACAAUAUUUACAAAAACGUGCUGGCGAAAACGAGGCACGUAACAGUGGAUCGCAUCACUGCGACGGUGUCGACGAAAUGGGUUGCUUCCAGGUGAGACUGUAUUACGAUUGGUUCCUGGUGCCAGGAAGCUGCAAGUGUUGGCGGCCAGACUACUUCAACCGCUACGUUCGCCGAAGCGGAACUAACGCUGAAUUAUGAUCGAGAAAAAAGCGUCGCAUAUCGGGACGCGUUCGUGAUACGUUCCAUCGCGAGAUUAUUAUUAUUUGUUUGAUAGUAAUCAUUAAUCGCGAAAUCUCUUUAUUACGUGUAUUUUCAGAUAACGAACGUUGUUUGAGAUACAAUCUGAAGACGGCGUAACGUUUUUUAACGUAAAAUUACAAUUGCAUCGUUGUGCACUUAAAGACUGAAGAGAAAUACCGUUGUAAACGCAUGAGGAAGUUCGCUUCAACGUUUUGUAUUGACGCGAAUUUUUCCAUGUCGCAAGACAAAGACAACUCCCUUUCCUCGUUACCCCGGUGUUAAUACGUAUUUCAGUGGUAUCGACGUUAUAUCAACUCGAAGAUAAUUAGAAUUUUCAUAAUAAAUAAACUCGUUACAUAUCUAAGAUA